This is a messenger RNA of Dermacentor albipictus, 4591 nucleotides long. The record is from RefSeq and is a predicted model, not a curated record. NCBI's taxonomy places the organism in Eukaryota, Metazoa, Arthropoda, Arachnida, Ixodida, Ixodidae.
UAUCUGUGCAACGUUUAUCAAGCGUAUUCUCUUGUUACUGUGCGCCGCGUAUCUGAUGCACGCGGUCAUUGUUCACAAGCGCUAUUGUAUCGCUAGCCAAUCGCAUGCCUCGGCUGCACCCAUGCUCCCUUUAUAAGGCGAAGCCACUGAAUCGUUGCUGUCUGUUAUGUUCAUGUUGCUGUCCGAAUAAAUACUUGACUUCACGGCGUCUCUGGUCAACAUGGCGACGAGGAUGGGACCGUUCGGGCAGAAGCAAUGACCAAGCCUGAGGAAACGGCAACGGCGCCACGGCAAGCGAGGACAUCAGUGAUGACCAACACCCUGGGAUCUUUGGCCGAGUUCUGCCCAGACUCUGGCAAUAUCGAAGUCUACCUGGAAAGGUUCGACCUGUAUGCAACCGCCAAUGGAAUAGACUCAAGUAAGAAGUUGCAAGUCUUCUUAACAAUCCUGGGUGAAAAGGCUUACGUGACUCUGCGUAGCCUGCUGCUGCCGAAGAAACCAACGGAAGUCAAGUACGAAGAAGCUACAGAAGCUCUCCGAAAGCACUAUGCUCCAAAACGGUCAGUGGUUACCGAACGGUAUCGCUUUUACCAGCGAAAGCAAGAGCCGGACGAAAGCCUAAAGCAGUUCAUCGUCGAGCUGAAAAGACUGGCUGCAACGUGCUCGUUUGGAAGCUUUUUGGAAGAAGCGCUCCGGGAUCGACUGAUUGCUGGACUCAGGACGGAUUCGAUUCGAUGCCGUCUUCUUGCCUUGUCAGACGACGAAGUCACCUGGGAGCGAGUAUGCAAAAUUGCCACCGCCUUGGAAACGGCCCAGAAAGACACCCGAGAAAUGCUACCGGAGGGGUCAACCGCCAGUCCUGCCGACGUUUACUGGCAUCGGGAGCCCACCACGCAAGGCAGGCGACACGCGACCAAGACGGCUAGCAGCGAGCAGCGUGCCCCCCAAAACGGUCCAAGGAAGCAACGUGGGAAAGGCAUUGUUCGCGCCUGUCAUAGAUGCGGCGGACUGCACGCGCCAGUGAGUUGUCCUUUUCUCAAAAGUACCUGCUUCAAAUGCUCGAAGCCAGGGCAUGUAGCGAAAAUGUGCAAAACUAAGGUCGUGCACAAAGUUGAGGAGACCUUGCCGUCAACAGACUUGCUGACUGUUAGUACGACUAACCAAGUUCAUAGCUCUCCGCCUAUUGUGCUUAAAGUAAAAGUAAACGGCAAGGAGAUUCCGAUGGAACUAGACACGGGAGCAGCUGUGACCAUAAUGUCUGAAAGAGACUUUGAUGAAAAUUUUCCAAAUUACCCAUGUUCCAAAGACGACGUGCGUCUAGGAGUGUAUAAUGGCACUGCACUCAAAGUGAAAGGCGUAGCAAAGGUCAAUGUGUCUUAUCAGAACCGAAGCUACGAUCUGCCUCUGAUAGUCGCAAAGCAAGAAAAUGAAGCCCGCAUGCCGACGCUUUUAGGUCGAGAUUGGAUGACUACACUAAAAGUUGACCUGCAAAAUGCUGUUCAGCAGUUGCAAUGUGACGUGGAUAACGUACAGGAGGGCAGGCAGAUGGUAGCAGCGGAAGCUGAAAAGAAGUUGAAACAGUUGUACGGUGAUGUGUUUGAGCCAGGCUAUGGUUCUAUCAAAGGAUUCACUGGUAGUAUACGAAUGAAAACCGAUGUGCAUCCAACUUUUUGUAAGGCGAGACCAGUACCAUAUGCCUUGCGCGAACAAGUGGAGAAUGAAUUGCGUGACCUUGAGAAAGCUGGUGUGGUGUACAGAGUCAGGCACAGUGAUUGGGCUACACCGCUAGUUAUCGUGCCAAAGAAAACAGGAAAAGAAAUUAGGAUAUGUGGCGAUUACAGAGUCACGGUCAAUCGGGAUAUUGAACUUGACCACUAUCCACUGCCUCUGCCAGAAGACAUAUUCGCGUCACUGGUUGGAGGGACCGUGUUCACCUUACUAGAUUUGUCGAAGGCUUACCUACAGCUUGAGCUGGAUGAGCAGGCACAGCAACUGCUCACGGUGAAUACGCACAUGGGACUUUUCAGGUUCCGGCGAUUGCCGUACGGAGUGGCAAGCGCACCCGCAAUGUUUCAGGCCGUGAUGGACCAGGUUUUACAAAACAUACCUGGGACAGCCUGUUACCUGGACGAUGUGUUAAUAGCAGGUAAAAACCUGACGGAGUGCUAUCACCGUUCCCAGAAAGUGCUAGAAGCGCUUAGUAAGCACGGCAUUCGUGUAAACGCAGGGAAAUGCAAAUUUUUCCAAGAAAAUGUUUGUUACUUGGGGCACGAGCUAGACAAGCAUGGCGUACACCCAGCAGCGGAAAAAGUAAAGGCGAUUCGAGAAGCGCCAAAACCAAGUAAUGUGACUCAGCUAAAGGCAUUUUUGGGCCUAGUAAACUACUACGCUAAAUUUUUGCCUGACCUAGCAAAUGUGCUAGAACCUCUCCACCAACUGUUGCGCAAGGGCAGCACAUGGAAAUGGUCGAGCCAGUGUGACGCAUGUUUCAGUCGCUGUAAAAAUUUGAUCAGUGAAGACACGGUCUUGGAACUGUAUGAUGUAACGAAAGAAAUACAGCUGACAUGUGACGCUUCUGCUUACGGCUUAGGCGCAGUGCUGUCGCACGUGGUUGAGGGUGUAGAGCGACCGAUCGCGUUUGCAUCGCGGACGAUGACGCCUGCUGAGCGUAACUACGCGCAAGUGGAAAAAGAAGCGCUUGCAGUUGUUUUUGGAGUGAAGAAAUUUCAUAAAUAUCUGUACGGGCGUACGUUUAGUGUAAUCACUGAUCACCAGUCGCUCACAGUCAUAUUUGAAGCAAAGCACCACACAAAUGCAGUAGCUGCAGCUCGUGUGCACCGCUGGGGAAUUUUUCUUGCUAACUACAGUUUUCGUAUUUUGCACAGACCAGGAACAAAGAUAGCCAAUGCAGAUGGUUUAUCACGCCUUCCACUGCCGGAAGCCGGUGACGAGGCAGAAGAAAUCUUUUAUUUUUCGCCUGUCAAUAAACUCCCCAUAACUGCGAAAGAUAUCGAGCGUGAAACUGUGAAAGAUCCAGUUCUCAGCGCUGUUCGUGAAAUGGUAUGGCACGGAUGGCCGCGGGCUGUGGACGCUCAUUAUCAGCCUUUCUUCGUGAGGCGAUUUGAACUUUCAGUGGAUUGCGGCUGUUUGGUGUGGAACAACAGAGUCGUGAUACCACAUUCGCUUCAAAGUGAAGUUAUGUGUUUGUUGCAUGAGCAACACAUUGGCAUUACAAAGAUGAAAGCUCUUGCAAGGUCAAUGGUUUGGUGGCCAAAGAUAGACAACUGCUUGGAACAAACUGUAAAGCAGUGUGAAAUUUGUCAAAGCACAAAAUCUUUGGUGCCACUAGCGCCGCUUUCAUCUUGGAAGUGGUGCACAAGCAGUUGGGAGAGGAUACAUCUAGACUUUGCUGAAAAAGAAAAAAAGAUGUUCCUUUUAGCUGUAGAUUCCUAUUCCAAAUGGUUGGAAAUAAGAGUCAUGACGUCAACGACCGCGCAAAGCACGAUCGAAACAGUGCGCUCGUUGUUCGCAAGUCAUGGCCUACCUAAAGAGGUAGUCACUGAUAACGGGCCGCAGUUUCGUGCAAAAGAGUUUGAGGACUUCCUAUUGUCAAACGGGGUUAAGCACACGCUUACUCCACCAUAUCAUCCUCAGUCCAACGGUUCGGCCGAACGUGCAGUUCAAACAGUAAAGCAGUCGCUGUUGAAGCAAUUACUGGAAGACCAGAGGAAUAAAAGUUCCAGGUCACUGCAGCACAGAAUUGAUAAUUUUCUGUUCGCCUAUAGAACAACGCCGCAUACAUUCACCGGCCAAACACCAGCUGAACUCUUUGUGAGGAGGAAGUUGCGCACAAGGUUGUCGUUAUUGAAACCAGAUAUGCAGGAUGCAAUAAAUGCAAAAUGUGAGAGUACUGUACGUAGUGCAAACAAGAGGAGGAGUUCACCCAGAGUAUUUUCUGUUGGGGAUAGAGUGUUUGUGCGUUCAGUACGUGGGGAACAGGUGAAAUGGCGUCCAGGCAAGAUUGUGGAUGUGAAAUCGGCAAUGACAUACCUUGUGGUUGUGGAUGGACAGACGCGGUUUGUGCACGCGGAUCAUUUGCGACAUUCUUGUGUAAAGCCUGGUAGUGUUGUGAAAGAAAAGGAUGUACCUUUGCCACAUGCAAGUGAACUGCUUGAAAGUGAAAGUUUCCUUGCUCCCGCCUCAAACCGGCCAGUGUUGGAUCGUAGUGAUGGUGGCCCACACUCACAUGGAGCCCAAAGUGCAUCAUCGUCAGAACAAAACGAUGCCGGUUCACCUGUGCUACCCAGGCGCAGCGCUCGUGAUAAGCGGAAGCCGGAUCGUCUGACGUAUGACAGAUUCUGAUCUUGUUGGAGGGGAAGUGUUGUAUCUGUGCAACGUUUAUCAAGCGUAUUCUCUUGUUACUGUGCGCCGCGUAUCUGAUGCACGCGGUCAUUGUUCACAAGCGCUAUUGUAUCGCUAGCCAAUCGCAUGCCUCGGCUGCACCCAUGCUCCCUUUAUAAGGCGAAGCCACUGAAUCGUUGCUGUCUGUUAUGUUCAUGUUGCUGUCCGAAUAAAUACUUGACUUCACGGC